CCCCACCGUGAACACUUGCGAACCACUCCACCACCCAGACGGGCGGCAGGGGAGGGGGCCGGGGACAGCAACCACGCACUCGCGCGCGCGCAGGCGAAUACCGCACCGUCGCGAGCGCGCCACCGCGGAGGGUCACCCGGCAGCAUGGGCGUCCUGCGGAGCACGCAGAGCCUGCAGGCCGAGGUGGAUGAGCUGCGCGCCUCGCUCCUGGUCGACGGCGGCCGCGGGGCCGCGGUCGGGUGGCGCCGCUCGGCGGGCCACGCGGACGCCAAGCGCGCGCCGGGGGGCGAGGCCGGCGGGGCCGCGGCGCGCACCGUGUGCGUCACGGGCGGCAUCUCCUUCGUCGGGUUCGCCGUCGUCGAUCGCCUCCUUCGGCAAGGCUACACCGUCCGCCUCGCGCUCGAGACGCAAGAGGACAUGGACAAGCUGCGAGAGAUGGAGAUGUUCGGCGAGGACGGCAGGGACGGGGUGUGGACGGUGAUGGCCAACGUCAUGGACCCCGAGAGCCUGCACCGCGCGUUCGACGGCUGCGCCGGCGUGUUCCACACCUCCGCCUUCGUGGAUCCCGGGGGCAUGUCCGGAUACACGAAACAUAUGGCGAGCUUAGAAGCCCAAGCAGCUGAGCGGGUGAUUGAAGCGUGCGUGAGGACAGAGUCCGUCAGGAAGUGCGUCUUCACCUCAUCCUUGCUAGCAUGUGUGUGGAGGCAGAACUACCCUCACGAUCGACGGUUCCCAACCAUCAUUGACGAGAACUGCUGGAGCGAUGAGAGCUUCUGCCGCGACAAUAAGCUGUGGUUUGCACUCGGCAAGACGGCAGCAGAGAAGGCAGCCUGGAGGGCAGCCCGGGGACGAGACCUGAAGCUGGUCACCAUCUGCCCCGCGCUCGUCACCGGACCGGGAUUCCGCCGCCGCAACUCCACCGCGUCCAUCGCUUAUCUCAAAGGCGCUCCUGCCAUGCUUUCCGACGGCCUCCUCGCCACGGCGACCGUGGAGACGGUGGCCGAGGCGCACGUCCGUGCGUACGAGGCGAUGGGCGACAACACCGCAGGCGGGAGGUACCUCUGCUACGACCACGUGAUCCAGCAGCCCGAGGAGUUCGCCGAGCUGGAGCGCCAGUUGGGGCUGCCCUGCAGGGCGGCGGCGGCCGCGCAGGGCUCCGACGACCGGCCAGCGAGGUUCGAGCUCUGCAAACGGAAGCUGGCCAGGCUCAUGUCCUCUAGGAGGAGGUGCACGUACGACACUUACUACCCCGUCGCGUUUGACUAGCUAGCUCAGGUGUAAGGUGAAGAUCAGAAAGGCUCUGCAGCGCUAACCGUUGUCUGCACCAGUCUGCACUACGUGGUCCUUGUGGAUGGGAAUAAGCAGAGAGCCUGGAGAAUUUGUGCAAUGAUGUACCGAGUGCAAUCUUGUACAGAGUUUUGAUGCAACAAUAAAGGUGAGUUUUGAUGCAACUCAA
Phragmites australis (common reed) is the source of this 1456-nucleotide messenger RNA. RefSeq names its product cinnamoyl-CoA reductase-like SNL6. NCBI's taxonomy places the organism in Eukaryota, Viridiplantae, Streptophyta, Magnoliopsida, Poales, Poaceae. Gene Ontology annotation, biological process: steroid biosynthetic process. The record is from RefSeq and is a predicted model, not a curated record. The transcript has 5 exons. Bases 145 to 1266 code for a protein of 373 amino acids. Gene Ontology annotation, molecular function: 3-beta-hydroxy-Delta5-steroid dehydrogenase (NAD+) activity.